Molecule: messenger RNA, 1695 nt
Organism: Knipowitschia caucasica
Lineage: Eukaryota; Metazoa; Chordata; Actinopteri; Gobiiformes; Gobiidae
Source: the annotation of a GenBank genome assembly
AUGAAGGCAAGCACUGACACAAGCACCAUGAAGGCAAGCACUAACACAAGCACCAUGAAGGCAAGCACUAACACAAGCACCAUGAAGGCAAGCACUGACACAAGCACCAUGAAGGCAAGCACUAACACAAGCACCAUGAAGGCAAGCACUAACACAAGCACCAUGAAGGCAAGCACUAACACCUACACAAGCACCAUGAAGGCAAGCACUGACACAAGCACCAUGAAGGCAAGCACUAACGCAAGCACCAUGAAGGCAAGCACUAACACAAGCACCAUGAAGGCAAGCACUGACACAAGCACCAUGAAGGCAAGCACUAACACAAGCACCAUGAAGGCAAGCACUGACACAAGCACCAUGAAGGCAAGCACUGACACAAGCACCAUGAAGGCAAGCACUAACACAAGCACCAUGAAGGCAAGCACUAACACAAGCACCAUGAAGGCAAGCACUGACACAAGCACCAUGAAGGCAAGCACUAACACAAGCACCAUGAAGGCAAGCACUAACACAAGCACCAUGAAGGCAAGCACUAACACCUACACAAGCACCAUGAAGGCAAGCACUGACACAAGCACCAUGAAGGCAAGCACUAACGCAAGCACCAUGAAGGCAAGCACUAACACAAGCACCAUGAAGGCAAGCACUAACACAAGCACCAUGAAGGCAAGCACUAACACAAGCACCAUGAAGGCAAGCACUGACACAAGCACCAUGAAGGCAAGCACUAACACAAGCACCAUGAAGGCAAGCACUAACACAAGCACCAUGAAGGCAAGCACUGACACAAGCACCAUGAAGGCAAGCACUAACACAAGCACCAUGAAGGCAAGCACUAACACAAGCACCAUGAAGGCAAGCACUAACACCUACACAAGCACCAUGAAGGCAAGCACUGACACAAGCACCAUGAAGGCAAGCACUAACGCAAGCACCAUGAAGGCAAGCACUGACACAAGCACCAUGAAGGCAAGCACUAACACAAGCACCAUGAAGGCAAGCACUAACACAAGCACCAUGAAGGCAAGCACUAACACCUACACAAGCACCAUGAAGGCAAGCACUGACACAAGCACCAUGAAGGCAAGCACUAACGCAAGCACCAUGAAGGCAAGCACUAACACAAGCACCAUGAAGGCAAGCACUAACACAAGCACCAUGAAGGCAAGCACUAACACAAGCACCAUGAAGGCAAGCACUGACACAAGCACCAUGAAGGCAAGCACUAACACAAGCACCAUGAAGGCAAGCACUAACACAAGCACCAUGAAGGCAAGCACUGACACAAGCACCAUGAAGGCAAGCACUAACACAAGCACCAUGAAGGCAAGCACUAACACAAGCACCAUGAAGGCAAGCACUAACACAAGCACCAUGAAGGCAAGCACUAACACCUACACAAGCACCAUGAAGGCAAGCACUGACACAAGCACCAUGAAGGCAAGCACUAACGCAAGCACCAUGAAGGCAAGCACUAACGCAAGCACCAUGAAGGCAAGCACUGACACAAGCACCAUGAAGGCAAGCACUAACACAAGCACCAUGAAGGCAAGCACUGACACAAGCACCAUGAAGGCAAGCACUAACACAAGCACCAUGAAGGCAAGCACUAACACAAGCACCAUGAAGGCAAGCACUGACACAAGCACCAUGAAGGCAAGCACUAACACAAGCCACCAUGAAGGUAAGCACUAA